AUAUUAAUGGAAAUUGAUUUUUUUGUUAUAGAAAAAUUACAUGAUACUUCUUGCAGUAAGUUUUCAGGAGACUAAAAAUCAUGUUUUUGGUAUAUCGAAGAAUAUCAAAAUUAAAUUGUGUUGGUUGCAGUUGUCGAAGUAUUUUCAAAGAAACUUUAUAUAAAAGUAAACAACAUAAGAGAUCAGUGGUUAAUGGUUUUACAUUUCCGGUUACGUAUUUAGAGAAAAUAAAAUUUUGCAAUGUAAAUACAAAUGGAAAAUUACGAUGGAGCAACAAAAGACAUUAUUUUUCGUUAAAAUAUUAUACAAAGCGAUCAUUUUUUACGUCUGCAGCAUGUAAUGAUGUUAACCAAAAAAGUUCUAAUAGCAGUCCUAUAAAAAAGGCCAAUGAUGCAAAAUAUUUAACAAUUCCCAAUGCGCUGACAAUGUUUAGAUUAUUGGUAUCUCCGUACAUUGGAUAUCUUGUUCUGUGUGAACAAUUUAAUUGGGCGUUCGGUUUGGUAUUUUUAGCUGGACUAACAGACGCGGUUGAUGGUUGGAUUGCAAGAAAUUUUAAAAACCAAAGUUCAAAUAUUGGAUCUUAUAUUGACCCAUUAGCAGACAAAGUAUUGAUUAGUAUACUGACACUAUCACUUACAGCUGUCCAUAUCAUCCCAAUGCCACUGUGUGGAUUAAUCAUUGCGAGAGAUCUCCUCUUAGUUGGAACAUCAAGUCAUUUUCAUUACAAACAUUUGGACCCUCCAAAAACUUUGAAAAAGUUUUUCGAUUUUGAAAAUUCUAAGGUCAAAAUGGAACCUACAGGCAUUAGCAAGUUCAACACGUUCCUGCAGUUAGGAUUAGUGGGUUUAUCAGUUGCUGCACCGGUAUUCCAUUUUACCGAUCAUUCAUUGCUACAUGCUUACUGGUAUUUGGUGGCAUCAACAACUGUCUUGUCUGGACUCAGUUAUGUUGUUAAAGACAAAUCUGCGUAUAUUAUUAAAUAAAGAUAAUUUCUCACCUGUAUUUUUAUGUUUGAUAGUAAUAAAUAAGAAAUAUAUAGUAUUAUUUUAGUUUAAAUAGACGAAAAUGUGUAAUUUAAGUGAUUUAUGCUUGGAUGGUGUGUAACU
Hydractinia symbiolongicarpus is the source of this 1106-nucleotide messenger RNA. Its product is annotated as probable cardiolipin synthase (CMP-forming). Gene Ontology annotation, molecular function: cardiolipin synthase activity. Gene Ontology annotation, cellular component: membrane; mitochondrion. Gene Ontology annotation, biological process: cardiolipin biosynthetic process. Bases 81 to 983 code for a protein of 300 amino acids. The transcript is spliced from 7 exons. The record is from RefSeq and is a predicted model, not a curated record. NCBI's taxonomy places the organism in Eukaryota, Metazoa, Cnidaria, Hydrozoa, Anthoathecata, Hydractiniidae.